AUGGCCGAACAAACUGAAACUCUGUCAUCCACUGCUACUACUGCCACAACUACAACCACAACUAGUAGCACACCAUUGAAAACAAUGGUUGUCAUCGGAGGUGGUUAUUCUGGUCUCAGUUUUAUUCAAUCUAUCAGAGAAAUUGAAAAACAAGAAAAACAAUACAAAAUUAUAUUAAUUACAAGAGAGGAUUUUUGUAGUAGACCUAAUUUAUUCUUCCGAUUCAAGUUUUUGCAAUGGCAUUCCAAGCAUUUGGAUUAUUUUGGAGGAAUUCAUUUAAAUGGAGAGAAUAAUAGUUUUAUUACAAAAUAUGGUGUGGAUCAAGUGUUGUUUAAUACUUCAGUUUUUGAUAUUAAUAAUGUUGAACAAGUUAUUAAAUAUAAAACUGUUGGAAGUGAUGAUGAGAUUUCACUUCAUUAUGAUACACUUUGUUUAUGUAUUGGCGGAAAGGCUCAUGUUGUUAAUUAUCCAACAGAAGUUUCAAAUGAGAAGAGUGUUAUAGGAUUGAAUAGAGAACAAUUAAUUGUUAAUUUUGGAGAAAUUCAAUCACAAAUAUCGAAUUAUUUAUAUAUUAGAAAUAUUGAACAAGUUGAAUAUAUUCAUCAAUUGAUGAAACAAUUAUAUGAUUAUUAUGAAAGUAAUGAAAAUAAUUUAGAUCAUAAUAGAAUUGUUAUUAUUGGAAGUGGUACAUUAUCUAUUGACAUUGUUAGUCACAUUAUUGAAGGUUAUGAAGCAAUUGAAAAGUUGUUGAAUGGCGAAGCUUCUGCACAACCUUCAAAGCAAACCAUUGAAGAAGUUUGGAGCAUUAAGAAUACCAACAUUCUACCAAAGAUUACCAUAAUUGGUAGAGGAAAACAUUUGGGAAAAUCUCUUCUCCGUGACGAAGCUGCUUGUGAUAUGAUUUUAAAGUUAGCUAAGGAGAAAUAUGGAAAAUAUCUUGAUAUUCAAUUAGAAACUCAAGUGGAGAGUAUUUUAUAUAGUGAUGUUAAUAAUCUUGCACAUAGUGUCAAGACAAGUAAUGGAAUUAUUCCAUGCUCUUUGAUUGUUCAAGCUGUUGGUGUUAAUAGUGAAACCAGUCUUGCAACUAAAUGUUUGGAUGCAUCACUUGGUGUCAAUGGUGGUAUUUUAGUGGAUGAACACUUCCAAAUUCAUACAAAUAAUUCAACAAUAGUUCCAAAUAUUUACUGUAUUGGUGAUUGUGCAGAAAUAACCACACAAGAAGGAAAGACCAAUGUUUGGAAAAAUUGGACUAGUGCUAGAGAACAAGCCAGUGCCUGUGCACAUCACAUUCUUUCUAAGAAGAAUUCCAAGCUCUUCUUCUCUCAAACUCCAAAAUUUUUUGGACUUCACAUUACUUGCCUAGGAGAAUAUGAUUCUACCGAUUCAAAUUUACAAACUAUAGUAAUUGAUGAACAAAUUCAAAAGAAUAUCUAUAUGAAAUUCCUGUUCAAUACAAUUGGAGAACAAUACCAAUUAAUUGGAGCAUUAAUUAUUGGACCUAACAUGAAUGAAUACAAAUUAGGAUUGAAUUUCCUCCAACUUCUUAAGGAACAUGUAUAUUUACCUAAGGCAAUCAUCAACAACACUCAAUUGUUGGCAUUGAAUUUUAAUAUUAAUUAUUGGUCUAAAUUAAUGAGUUUGGUUAAGGCAAGAAAGAAGGAUACACCUUUCGAAACACCAGAAGAAAUUGAAAAACUGUUAUCUGAGCUGACAGCUGCCAGUGAAAAGAAAGCCACACCUGCAGUUAAUCCUCUUGCAAAGAAAAAGUUUGUCAAUCCACUUGAAAAGAAAAAACAAGCAGCUGCUUCCUCUACAUCGUCACCAUCAUCAAACGAUACAGUACAUAUGUUGAAUAUUUCACACAAGCAAAAAAUGUCAUCAUUACGAAACCUCAUCAUCUUUCUAUCGAUUGCAAUUCUUGUAGCGGUCUUGCUUCCAUCAGCAUUGGCCCACAAUACACAAGAAUCAUCAUCAUCAUCGACACCAUCAUCUUCAGGUGAAGAAGUACAAAAGAAGAAUUAUAAUGAUGAUCCAUCCUUUACAUUUGAUCCUCAUCCAUUCCGAUAUAUAUUCACAGACUUUUUCAAAUGUGAUGGUAAUGUGACUGCUAUUAGAACUUUCCUUGUUGUCUUGUUGAGUACAGCUAAAACAAAGGAAGCAAAACUUGCUCUUGUUGCCAAGCAAAAGGACAGAUUCCUCGACUUGUUGAUCAACUCUUCUGAAGAAUUGAAAACACAACCACAAAGAGUUGAAGAACACAAGAAGGAAUUUGAAAAGUUGACCGAAUUAAUUUUCAGCGUAGAAUUGGAGACUGGUAAAGUUUGUCAAUAUGUCUACGAUACAGUAUUUACAUAUGAUCAAACCAAGUUGGGCAGAAAAGUAGUCAAUAGCAUGGAGGAAUAUAAGAAGGCUGUUGAAGAAGAACAAGAAAGGAAGAAGAAAAAGAUUGAAGAGUUGUAA
Naegleria gruberi is the source of this 2460-nucleotide messenger RNA. RefSeq lists its product as uncharacterized. The record is from RefSeq and is a predicted model, not a curated record. Gene Ontology annotation, molecular function: oxidoreductase activity. The transcript has 2 exons. Lineage: Eukaryota; Heterolobosea; Eutetramitea; Acrasida; Naegleriidae. Bases 1 to 2460 code for a protein of 819 amino acids.